GGCGCCGGUGUGCGCGCGGCUCCGCUCACGCUCACGCUUCUGGGACGCACCUCUUUCCCCCGCGGAACGCGGCGGCUCGCGGGGAGACGCUGAGCGUGGACGGUGACGUCACGUUUGCCUUUCUCGAUCAUCCUCCUGUCAGCGUCCGUUCACAGAUCGGUGCGGGACGAGCCUAGGCGGAGCAGUGAGUGCGUGGGGCUUACGGGGAAACUGUUGUUGCGGGCCCGGCUUCGCACACUUUUGAGAACGGAGCCGAACUUGGAAAAAAGUGUAAAUUAACUGAACCAAACUGCACACGCAAGAGUGCCACCGAUGUGCGGCGAACAUUUAUACUUUGUUGCUCUCGCAGUUCAGAGGACCCCGGAGGCUGUCUUUCGUUUCGAGGAGAGCAGCUCGUCCGCGCACUCGGGGCACUGUCCCUUAGGUGACCGAAGUCGCGCGUCCUGCGCUGCGCAUCUAACUUCCACCGCAAUCAUGUUGUGAUGCCUUUCGCGCGCACGCAGAAUCGCCACUCUGCUAUGGAGCAACUCCGUUGUCAAGAUGAGCCUGGACACUGAUGAUGCUGCGAACUUCUGGAGGAACGGUUCCGCGGAGCUGGACGGUGUCGGCGCCUCCAGCAACGCCAACGGCACCGCGGCGGGGAACCGCUCGGACCACGGUCCCGUGGACCUGGCGCGCGCCGUCCCCCUCGGCAUGGUCCUGGGCGCCUUCAUCGUGUUCGCCAUCGCGGGCAACAUUCUCGUCAUCCUGUCCGUGGUGUGCAACAGGCACCUGCGCAUCCCCACCAACUACUUCAUCAUCAACCUGGCCAUCGCGGACCUGCUGCUGAGCACCACGGUGCUGCCCGUGUCCGCCACCCUCGAGGUGCUCGACUACUGGGUGUUCGGCAGGGUGCUGUGCGACAUCUGGGCGGCCGUGGACGUGCUCUGCUGCACCGCGUCCAUCAUGAGCCUCUGCGUGAUCUCCAUCGACCGCUACAUCGGCGUGAGCUACCCGCUGCGCUACCCGGGCAUCGUGACGGAGAGGAGGGCGCUGCUGGCCAUGCUGGGCGUGUGGGCGCUCUCCGUGGUCAUCUCCAUCGGACCCCUGCUGGGCUGGAAGCAGCCGCCCUCCCCGGACGACACGGACUGCCGCAUCACCGAGGAGCCCUUCUACGCGCUCUUCUCCUCGCUGGGCUCCUUCUACAUCCCCCUGGUCGUCAUCCUCGCCAUGUACUUCCGCGUGUACGUGGUGGCCAAGAGGACCACCAAGAACCUGGAGGCCGGGGUCAUGAGGGAGAGGUCGAGCUCGAGCGAGCUCACGCUCAGGAUACACAAGGGCUCGCAGAUGCACGAGGACGCGGGCGGCGGCGGCGGCGGCGCGGGAAGGGCGCGCGCGCACCACCAGGCCAGGAGCUCGCUCACCGUGAAGCUGCUCAAGUUCUCCCGCGAGAAGAAAGCCGCCAAGACCCUGGGGGUGGUGGUGGGCAUGUUCACCCUGUGCUGGCUGCCCUUCUUCAUAGCCUUGCCCGUCGGAUCAUUCAACUCCAGUCUCCGUGCUCCAAAGCCACUCUUCUCAGUAAUCUUCUGGUUGGGCUACUUCAACAGCUGCCUGAACCCCAUCAUCUACCCGUGCUACAGCAGGGAGUUCAAGCUGGCCUUCAUCCGCAUCCUCAAGUGCCAGUGCCAGCGCAAGAAACGCCCGGGUUGGAGGUCCUAUAACUACCGCAGCUCCCACCUCGACUCCUCCAUCCACUCGCGCAAGGACUCGGUGGAGAACGCAUCCGCCUGCCUGAACGGGAGCCUGCGGACGCUCUCGUCUGCCAGCCCUAGUCCCAGCUACCUGAGCAAGAGCCCUCACGUGGAACUGGGAGCCUUCCAUACUUGGGGCUCCUGCUCCUCAACCUCCCUCCCCGGGAGCCCCACAGACAGCCAGCCAGGACCGCUCAGAGGGUUCCUGUAUCCGGCCGCUAGUGACAGGUACGGUGUGAAGCACUUGCUGUCCGCCAAGGAGCCCCAGCCCACAGGGCCCCUGCUCCACUAUGGGCAGAAUGGAAGGAGAGACGUGGAGCACAGGCAGGGCGUGGGGACUGCUCUUGAAGCAAGCCAAGGCCCUGAGUAAUACAGUGGGGGUCUGAUUACAGGCACAGUGAUUGAUGGAGGAAUGCGUUACUCCCCCCACCAGCCAAUGCACAAACACACGCACAUGAGCACACCCAUCCGCACCACCACAGUACCUUCAACGCGUUGAUAUUCAGAUGGGUAUUGUCGAUCAUGGCUGAAGGUGUUGCCGUGAUAUCUGCAUCACUGACAUGGGCAGCAGAAUCGGAUCGUAGGGUGAACUCCUCUCGGAUGCAGACAGUGCAAUUCAACACUGACACCUGAAAUCUUAGCCAAACAGUGAUGGGUGAUGGUUUAAAGGGACCAGACCAUGCGUCGAUUCAUUGUGUUAGACUCCAGUGCAGAUGAAAGGAGCGUUGUCUCUCUUGGGUUUGCAAUUUAUGGAUAAGCAGGAAAAACAUAAUGUGACAUAACUGUCUCUUGAUGCAUGUUACAGUGAUGUGUUGCUUGUUAUAAGGGGGUCUAACAUGAUUUGUUGGGGCCACGCAUAUUACUGUUCGGACGUCAAGAUCAAACCCCAGCCCGAGUUCGCCAGAAAACAUAUUUAAAAUGAAUUCCAUAGCUGUGCACUUCACUGAAGGGAUGUACUUUGUCUGUGGUGAAAACAUACCGUGCAUUCCAUAAUGUUCAAAUUAAGUCACUUGGUGCAACGUAGAUGUAUGAAUGAUAAGGUUAUGUUUCUGUCUUAUCAGUUACAUGUGUUAUCUUCACACACCCAUGUACCUCCAUGUCACGCAGAUUGGACUUGAUCAAGACCAGUGUUGUAGGUAUUCCGUAACCUUGUUUAUUUUAUAUCUAAGUGAUAAAGUGUGA
Molecule: messenger RNA, 2912 nt
Organism: Scleropages formosus (Asian bonytongue)
Lineage: Eukaryota; Metazoa; Chordata; Actinopteri; Osteoglossiformes; Osteoglossidae
Product: alpha-1A adrenergic receptor-like
Exons: 2
Coding region: 541-2100 (519 amino acids)
Biological process (GO): adenylate cyclase-activating adrenergic receptor signaling pathway; positive regulation of MAPK cascade; phospholipase C-activating G protein-coupled receptor signaling pathway
Cellular component (GO): plasma membrane
Molecular function (GO): alpha1-adrenergic receptor activity
Source: RefSeq, a predicted model, not a curated record